This is a messenger RNA of Sebastes umbrosus (honeycomb rockfish), 2971 nucleotides long. Its product is annotated as GTPase IMAP family member 8-like. The transcript is spliced from 3 exons. Gene Ontology annotation, molecular function: GTP binding. The record is from RefSeq and is a predicted model, not a curated record. NCBI's taxonomy places the organism in Eukaryota, Metazoa, Chordata, Actinopteri, Perciformes, Sebastidae. The coding region runs from base 40 to 2871 and encodes 943 amino acids.
UAUACCCCGUCCCACCAGUCAUGUCAACUCAGGAUUGUGAUGUUUGGAAAAAAGGACAAAAAGACAAUGCUGUGCAACUUCAUCGCUCAGAGAAAAAUAACCAAGCAAUGUGAGGUUGCCGAUGGACAGUGGAGAGGAAAUCCUCUAACAUUGGUGAAAACUCAGAACAUCUUCAGUCUGUCUGUGGAAGCAGUCACAGAAGAGAUAAAGAAGUGCAUCAGUCUUUGUCGUCCUGGACCAAAUGUCCUCCUGCUGUUAGUGAAGCCUUCUGAGUUCACAGAGAAGAACAAACAAACACUGAAGUUCAUUCUGAGCUUGUUUGGUCAAGAUGCGUUUAAACACUCAAUGGUCAUCAGUACACAUGAGGGGAGUGAAAUGAGUGUCACUGUUCGUCAGCUCCUUAAAGACUGUGGAGGAAGACACUACAGCGUGGUCGAAAUGAACCACACACUGUUAAUGGAGAAGAUUGAAAACAUUGUGCGUGAAAACAAAGAAACCUUCCUCACCUUCACUGAAGAGAUCAUCAGACCAAAGUCUGGACACAUGAAACCAGCUGUAAACCUGGUUCUGUGUGGGAGGAGAGGAGCAGGGAAGACUUCAGCAGCCAAGGCCAUUUUAGGUCAGACAGAGCUUCAUCCAGUCUCCAGCUCAUCAGAGUGUGUUAAACAUCAGGGAGAGGUGUGGGGACGUCGGGUUUCUCUGGUGGAGCUUCCUGCCUUGUAUGGAAACCCUCAGGAGGCAGUGAUGGAGGAAUCAUUCAGGUGUAUCUCCCUCUGUGAUCCUGAGGGCGUCCAUGCCUUCAUCCUGGUCCUACCUGUGGGUCCCCUCACUGAUGAAGACAAGGGAGAGUUAAAGACCAUCCAGAACACAUUCAGCUCUCCAGUCAAUGACUUCACCAUGAUUCUGUUCACUGUGGAGUCAGAUCCUACAGCUCAAGAUGUUAACUUCCUGAAGGAAAGCAAGGAGAUCCAGGAGCUCUGUCAGAGUUGUGGAGGAAGAUAUGUUGUUCUCAACAUCAAGGACCAGCAGCAGAUCCCAGAGCUGUUGGAAGAUGUGGAAAACAAUAGUCAAUCUAAAAAUGAACCAUACUGCUAUACAACGGAAACAUUUGCUCGUGCACAAAUGGAAAAGGUCUUACAACAAGAGAAACACAUCAACAUGCAACAAGGUGAACUUGAGAGGCUGAAAAAGAAGAAUGAGAUAACGUGUGAUGAUGAGAAGCAGAGCCCAGAGUGUCUCAGGAUUGUGCUGAUAGGGAAGACUGGCUGUGGAAAGAGCUCUUCAGGAAACACCAUUCUAGGAAGAAAGGCGUUUGAAGCCAAAUCAAGCCAAACGUCAGUCACCAAACUUUGUCAGAAAGAACAGACUGAAGUGAACGGUCGUCCUGUUGUUGUGGUCGACACUCUCGGUCUGUUUGACACAACUUUGUCCCAUGAAGAGGUUCAUGAGGAGAUGUUAAAGUGCAUCAGUCUUCUGGCUCCAGGACCACAUGUCUUCCUGCUGGUGUUAAACAUUGGCAGACUCACACAAGAGGAGAAGGAGACAUUAAAACUCAUCAAGAAAGGCUUUGGGACAAAUUCAGAAAAGUUCACCAUCAUUCUUUUCACACAUGGAGAUAACCUGGAGGAUGAGGAGCGGUCGAUUGAUGAAUACAUUGAAAAGGAAUGUGAUGAUUCCUUUAAGAGGCUGGUUGUUGACUGUGGAGGAAGAUACCAUGUGUUCAAUAACCGUGAUAAAGAAAACUGCACACAAGUCAGUGAUCUGAUAACCAAGAUUGACAACAUGGUGAAGAAGAAUGGAGGCAGCUGCUACACCAAUGAGAUGCUGCAAGAGGCCGAGGCAGCUAUAAAGAAGGAAGUGGAGAGGAUCCUGAAGGAGAAGGAAGAAGAGAUGAAGAGAGAGAGGGAGGAACUUGGAAGAAAACACGAGGAAGAAAUGCAAGCAAUGAAAAGAAGAAUAGAAGAACAGAGAGCAGAAACUGAAAAGGAGAGAAAACAGAGAGAAAAACAACUUGAAGAAAAGGAAGAAAACAUAAAGAAGGAACAUGAGAAGACAAAGAGAGAACAGGAAAUGAGAGAAGAAGAGGACAAGAAGAGAAAACAACAAGAAGAAAAUCAACAACAGGAGUGGGAACAAAAACUUGAAAGUUUGGAGCAAAAAAUAAGAUCGGAGUCAGAAUCAAAGGAAAUCAUUGACAGAAAACUGAAGGAGACCAGAGAAGAGAUGAGAAAAGAACGAGAGAACUGGGAGAAAACACAAAAAGAAAUGUGGCACAAACGAUAUCAAGAAGAUGAACAGAGACGACAAGAGGAGCAAACAAGAUUAAGAAAACUUCAACAAGAAUACAAACAGGAAAGAGAAACAUAUGAAAAGGAAAGAAAUGAAGAGGACCGAAUCAGAAGGAAACAGGAGAAAAAAGAGAAAAAAGACAUCGAGGAGGAUCAUAAGAAAAAAAUUGAGAAUCUGAAGAAGGAGUAUGAAGAUGACGCCAGAGAGAAGGCUGAAGAGUUCAAUGAAUUUAAAGAGAAACACAAAAAUGAUUUCACAGCUCAGAAGCAAGAGCAUGAGAAACAAAUGAAAGACACAGGUGACAUGGCAUAUAACAUCUUAGAGGCACUUGCAGAAAGCAAUGUUGAAGAGAUAGAGAGAAAACAGAGAGAAAUAUCUGACCUUGUGAAGUGUGUGACCAAAAACAGCACAAAUCUUGAUCAAAUCAAUGAGUUGCUGAAAACACACAAAGAGGAAAUGGAGAAGGUAGAAAAGGAGGAGGAAAAGAGAAUCCUGCUGAACAAACAUGAAAAUCAAUUAUGUAAGUUGAUGCAGAAACUUCUGAAUGAAGUUGACGAACCCAGUAAGUGUUCCAUCUCAUGAGGCAUUUAAUGAUUUAGCCAUGCCAGCGGUUUGUAUUUACAGAUGGCGAUGUCAUCAGUCUGUCCACCACUUUGAUCCAGACUGAAAUGGCUCAACUAUU